AUGAUUCCUUCGCACUCGCAAGAUGACUCCAGUCUCUCCAAUUCUCCCAACCGUGGAGAGAAGGGCGCCACACUUCAUCACAUGAAUAACAUUAAAAAAGCAGCGGAAAUCCUAUCAAAAGCUUCCUUUCUUCUGAUUACUUGUGGAGCUGGCUUUUCACAAGAUUCUGGCCUCGCUGUUUAUAAAGAUAUUGCGAGUCAUCAAGUGUACAAAAAAAAGAACUUGGAAUAUCAUGAUCUUGCAAGACCUGUUUCAUGCUGUGAUGAUAUGUUAUUAGAGUAUUAUGGAUUUUGGAUUCAUUGUGUUCAAACUUAUUUCAAAACACCCUCUCACUCCGGAUAUCAAAUAUUGCAAAAAUGGAAAGAAAAAAUGUUUGAGAAGAAAAUAAUACCAAAUGAAUUUUUUGAAAAACAAAAAUCUUUACUCUCUGAUUCGGAAUGGUUUAAUGAAGAAAAUAAUCACAAAAUAGCUAAGAAUGUUUUUAUUUAUUCUUCCAAUGUUGACAAUCAUUUUAGUCGAUAUUUUAAUCGGGAAGAAAUUUAUAACAUUCAUGGUCAUGUUUUUAAUUGGCAAUGUGGAAAACCAUGCUCUGAAAAAUCUGUAUGGAAAGUGUCUAAUUUAGAUGAGUUUGAAAUUGAUGAAAAUACUAUGGAAAUUAAUUCAAAAGAUCUACAAAAACUGACUUGUCCACACUGCGAAGAACAUUCAAUGCCUAAUGUAUUAAUGUUUGGUGAUUUGGGACAAUAUAUUAGAAAUAAGGAGGAAGAGGAUAGAUAUAUUGCAUGGGAGUGCUCUGUGGAGACAUUUUCAAGAGAAAUGCAAUGCCUAUCCGAAUAUGGAAAUACGAAAUAUCCCUUUGUAAUUAUUGAACUUGGAUGUGGAUUGAGGGUUCCAUCCGUGAGACUUGAAAAUGAAUGUGUAUUACUGGAUUGUGACCAAAGUUUUCUCAUUAGAAUUAAUGUUGGUCAAGAAGAAUUGGACACGAUUCACAACGAAGAAUUGAAGCCCUUGAAAAACGAAAGAAUUCUUUGUCUUCAAGGAGGAUGUGAAAAGGUUCUGAAAGAAAUUGAUCAUGAACUCGAAGAAAGAUUUAAAUUAGAUUAA
Naegleria fowleri is the source of this 1104-nucleotide messenger RNA. RefSeq lists its product as uncharacterized. NCBI's taxonomy places the organism in Eukaryota, Heterolobosea, Eutetramitea, Acrasida, Naegleriidae. The transcript has a single exon. The record is from RefSeq and is a predicted model, not a curated record. The coding region runs from base 1 to 1104 and encodes 367 amino acids.